GUUAUUCUUACAUAACUAUAAAACAGUGCUAAAAUACUAUGUGUAGUUUAUGCUGUUGUACUAGUGUGAAUUGCGGACGAUGUCGAAAUUUAUGGCUAUUGCAUCAAAAAUGUGAAUUUAUCGACGAUGUCAAUGACUCUCGUGAAUGUAAUAAAUCUCGAUUAAACGGAUGUUAAAAAUAGUGGUAACGUUGAUGAACAUUUACCAAAAAUUCAAACAUCAAAAACAGUAUUGCUUUUUCUGGAUCACUGAAUCGUGAGGCAAUAUUAUCAUUGCCAAAAUUAGUAAAGAUCGAUUCUAAACCGGCAUAAUGUCAAGUUACCGGCCCGAAGCGCCGCCGAACACUACCAAAACACGUACAGUAUUUACAAUUGACAAUUUCAGUUCAACAUCCAAAUUAGCAGAAAAUAUUGGUAGUACAAACACAAUAAAUGAAAAAGAUGAACUAUACAAUCCAUUUGACGAAAGAAAUGUCGAGCAUCCUAACAGUGAUGCAGGUGCGCUUUUACAUUUAUUGAAAUCAUCACUGGGAACAGGUAUUUUGGCAAUGCCUAUGGCCUUCACGUAUGGUGGCUUUACGUUUAGUAUCAUUGGAACAUUAAUAACUGGAUUAAUUUGUACGCAUUGUGUACAUAUUUUGGUGAAAUCAUCACAUGAUUUAUGUAAACGUGCAAAACGACCAAGUUUAACAUUUGCCGAAACAGCAGAAGUAGCUUUUGAAUAUGGACCACUUGGAGUAAGAAAACUUGCAUCAUUUGCUAGAAUUUUCGUAAAUACAGCACUCGUAUUAACAUACUUCGGUGGAAACAGUGUCUAUGUUUAUUUCAUUUCGAAAUCUACUCAAGAAGUUGUUCAAUAUUAUAAAGGAGAUGAAAAAACAUUUGUACUGGAAGUAUACAUGGUUUUAUUAUUAAUUGUUUUAAUACCAUUAUGUCAAAUUCGUGUACUCAAGUGGUUGGUACCAUUUUCUGGUGUUGCCAACGUUUUAAUGUUCGGUGCAAUUACCAUUACAUUGUACUAUUUGUUUAAAGAUGGUGUUACUUCACCAAAUGAACGACCACAAGUUGGGCCAAUUACAGACUGGCCUUUGUUCUUCUGUACGGUUAUAUUUGCGAUGGAAGGUAUUGGUGUUAUUAUGCCGGUUGAGAAUAGUAUGAGAAAUCCACAACGUUUUUUGGGUUGUCCCGGAAUAUUAAAUAUUUCAAUGAGUAUUGUUUUAUCAUUGUACACAUUAAUGGGUAUAUUUGGGUAUUUAAAAUAUGGUACAAUUAAGGAACCAAUUACUAGUGAAAUACCAAUUGAUGAAGUACCUGGACAAAUGGCAAGAAUAUUUAUCGCCGUAGCUAUUACAUUCACAUACGCUUUACAAUAUUUUGUACCAAUGGAUAUUAUAUGGUCAUCAAUGAAACAAUCUAUACCAAAAUCAUACAGGAAUAUUGCACAAAUUUCCAUGCGAAGUUUAGCGGUAAUCGCAACAGUGGUUAUAGCCGCUGUUGUUAAUAAUCUUGAAUCACUAAUUGGUCUAGUUGGAGCAAUAUGCUUCUCAAUACUUGGUCUAAUGGUUCCAUGUAUUGUGGAAAUUGUUACUUGUUGGGAUGCAAAAGCUUUUGGAAUUGGCUAUUGGAAACUUAUCAAGGAUAUAAUUAUUUUACUGUUUGCUAUGAUGACAUUAGUAUCAGGAUCAUAUUCAAGUAUAGAAAACUUAAUUAAUCCAGGAAAUCCAGAAACUUUGGCAAAUAGAUAUUUUGUUUGGACAUAAAUAUUAGUCAUAAGUUUUGAAUAAUCUAGUCAUUUUGUAUUUGCAGUAGAAAUAAUAUUUACACCAAUAGUCCAUUCGACUAGAUAUCUUCAAUGCAACGUAACGCAUGUAGGGCAUCCGAAAAUCCUCAUCCGAAAUGGUAGGAGUCGAAUUUCUUGCAAAAUUAUAUUUUUACCAUUAAACUUUUUUACAAAAUAAAUUAAAAAAAUUAUUCAAGGUGGAAGCGAGUCAGUCAGUUAUUUUUGGAUUUACUCCGGCGUAUCUGUUCCUCUUGCCUCUCGCGUCUUCACCGAGAUCCUUCUCCACUUCUUAUUUUUACGUACUGUGUUUUUAACAACGUACUUUUGGAUAUUAAAAAUAGGCCAAAAGUGCACUCACUUCAUUGUAAAUAAUUUUUCAAAAAUUAAGUUUCAAAAAAAAGUCCAAAUGAAAAGAUAUCUAAAAAUUUUGCUGAGCAUUGAUUUGCCUUUUGAGACGAUGACUUUAGGAUGACCAUGUGUACAUAUAAAUAUUAACCUAAAUUCUGACAGUAUUUUAAAAUGAAUAACGUAAUUGUAAUUCGAUAAGAACACUAAAUGAAACAUUCCUACUUCGGUCUAGAAUAAAACCGAAGUUUAAAAUAUACAGAGAUUAUUAUUUAUGAUUACUACAAAAAUAAUAAAAGUUAUAAAUUUUCCCAAUACCUACAUCUAGACCUGAAAAUCAGACACAAAAAUAUGUCAACCAGACUGUGAUGCAUAUAUGAAAUCAAUAUAAUGAUUCCAUUUUAAUUAUGACACGCUCUUGGUGAGAUAACUGAAUGGCACGGUAUAUGUAAUAAUCAACAAUUCAUCGACAGAUAUUUCUAUCUCUCUAAAAGAUUUACCACCACAUAUUUAUCAAAUAAAUAUAGCCCGCUGAAACAACACUUUAAAAUUUUCUUUUAAUAAAUAUUCAUACUAGCUGAUAUUUUUCGUGGGCUGUUGAUGAAAUUUAUAUCGCCAAAAGUUCCUAUGAUCCAGAGUAAGAUAGCCUACAAGCACAUUUUCGUAAAAUAAAGGUUUCAGGCUAUAAUUAAAGUAAGUCUGUGUCGCAUAGUGAACAUAAUAUAACCUUCUACGCACGUAAUGCGCAGUCCUUUUGAGUUCAAUAAAACGUAUCGAGCACUAAAAUUUGUGAUAACAUGAAUAGAGGUAAGUAUAGGCUUUUGUCCUAAAUUUGGAAAAUUGGUUUAUACGUUACAUUAGUAUCUGAUUU
Chrysoperla carnea is the source of this 2995-nucleotide messenger RNA. Its product is annotated as proton-coupled amino acid transporter-like protein pathetic. The record is from RefSeq and is a predicted model, not a curated record. Gene Ontology annotation, molecular function: amino acid transmembrane transporter activity. The transcript has 8 exons. Gene Ontology annotation, cellular component: vacuolar membrane. Bases 311 to 1759 code for a protein of 482 amino acids. Gene Ontology annotation, biological process: amino acid transmembrane transport. Lineage: Eukaryota; Metazoa; Arthropoda; Insecta; Neuroptera; Chrysopidae.